AUGGAAAAAUCUGCAGGUGAUAUUUGCGUCCCCCUGGAUUUGGCCGUCUUCGUCUACAAGAACGAUACACCAACUGAAAACAUGGCCUUCAACCAAUAUCAUUAUCCAGUUGUCCGUGUAACAAGUGCAAGCAACGCCUCUAAUGAAUCCUUAGUGCUUGAGGUGGAGCGAUGUAACUUGGAGGAACAUUUCCCUGGAGUAGAGCUCAUCCCACGGCAGACAAGCUGCGCUGUGGUCGGUAACAGCGGUAUCUUAAACAACAGCAGUUGCGGGGAUUUCAUCGACUCACAUGACUUUGUUAUCCGCGCCAAUGGGGCGCUGAUAAAAGGCUACGAAGUUGACGUCGGCAAGGCGACCAGUUUAAGUGUUAUCAACUGGACUCUGUUGCGUAAAUACGGUCGUGCCAUGGGAAACACAAACACUACUGAAAAUCUAAAGAUACGGGCUCAAUUUCUUGACCGUAUUCGAACUUCGAACAUUCGAAUUUUGUGGUACCCGAAACAUUUGUAUCGACCUGGUACUCAUUGUGACGAUUGUGGGAAGUAUCGAUCUAUAAUCGAUGGAAUCAGAAAGAACGGAUUCACGGGUAUUCGGUUUGCUUUCAGCUGGAAAGGUAUCCAUGUCGAAAAGGCAUGGGGUCUACAUCGAACAGCCACACUUGGAUUAGACAUGUACGCAGUCGCUCGGACGUUCUGCUCGAAAAUCACUCUCUUCGGAUUCUACCCGUUUUACAAAGACCUGGAGGGUCGAGCAGUCAAGUAUCAUUAUUUCGACGAUGUCAGAUUCAACUUUGCCCGCAACAGGAAGCACAGUUUUACUAAGGAACACACCAUACUGAAAGAGUUGGAAAAACAAGGGAAACUCGCGUUAGUCAUCAGAGACUGCAAGCCGAGAGAGGGUAGCAGACAUGAGAACACCGAUGGCCAUUUUUCAAAGCUCGGCUACGUUUCCGAUUUCUUUUUAUCACUUUUAGCAUUAAUAUUCAGAUCAAAUUUUUGAAUAAAUCACUUGCUUCGUAAUAUCAUACAGUUAUGAUAAUACAGUUUGAUGUUUCUGUAAGAUAACAUU
This is a messenger RNA of Patiria miniata (bat star), 1068 nucleotides long. RefSeq names its product CMP-N-acetylneuraminate-poly-alpha-2,8-sialyltransferase-like. The record is from RefSeq and is a predicted model, not a curated record. Lineage: Eukaryota; Metazoa; Echinodermata; Asteroidea; Valvatida; Asterinidae. Gene Ontology annotation, molecular function: alpha-N-acetylneuraminate alpha-2,8-sialyltransferase activity. The transcript is spliced from 3 exons. The coding region runs from base 1 to 999 and encodes 332 amino acids. Gene Ontology annotation, biological process: N-glycan processing; oligosaccharide metabolic process.